AUGAGUCAAAGUGAAAAUCUAAGAGAACACGUUAGAAUUCAUACCGGUGAAAAACCGUUCAAAUGUGAUUUUUGUGGUCUUGAGUUUAGUCGACAAAAUUACUAUAAAAAACAUAUAAAAAUUCAUACCGGAGAUCAACCUUAUAAGUGUGGUGUGUGCAACAAAGGGUUUCAUUUCAACACUGCCCUCCAAGCUCAUAUGAGAAAACACACUGGAGAUAAACCAUAUAAUUGUGAUGUUUGCGGUGAAACAUUUAAUCAGGAAAGAUGUUUGAAAACUCACUUGAAUAAACAUGCUUGUGAAAAAGUGGAAAAUUAUAAAUGUGAUAUAUGUCGUAAAGAUUUUCCUAAGAUAAGUGACUUGCAGAGCCAUACUAUGAAUGUUGACAGCAAAGAAUUAAAGAUGUAUUUUUGUGAACAGUGUGCAUCUGGUCAGCAAUAA
This is a messenger RNA of Mytilus trossulus (common blue mussel), 441 nucleotides long. Its product is annotated as zinc finger protein-like. Gene Ontology annotation, molecular function: DNA-binding transcription factor activity, RNA polymerase II-specific; RNA polymerase II cis-regulatory region sequence-specific DNA binding. Bases 1 to 441 code for a protein of 146 amino acids. The transcript has a single exon. Gene Ontology annotation, biological process: regulation of DNA-templated transcription. The record is from RefSeq and is a predicted model, not a curated record. Lineage: Eukaryota; Metazoa; Mollusca; Bivalvia; Mytilida; Mytilidae.